AUGGAACCAAAUCGCGCUGCUUUUGAAGAUGGAAUCAACGAGGAACUUACACGAUUGAAUUAUGUCUAUAGAUUGGAAAAGUAUAUUGUUAUGAGUAGGCUUCAUUCCACAAAUGAACACGGGGAAUUGAUGCUGAAAUACUCGAUAGAUUUUCGAGAGCCUGCAGAUGUGAUCGGUAGAUCCUCGACAAGAUUACACAGAAUGCAGGCGAUGGAAAGCGAGAUAUUGAAUUUCCAUUUACGAGAGGUCUCACCGAUGAGUUCCGGUGGCGUGGGAAAUUUGAGCUUUCUAGAGACUAGGGAGCCGAUGAUAGAGCCAUCGCAACCUACAACCCACCAUCACGGCGAUCCCUCUGUUGUCUUGCCUCUGAGUCAGUUUAAAGUUUCAGAAACGCCCAAUCUGGCUUCCCCUUCCGUCGGAAUGGAUGCUUCUGCUUUGCGGAAAAGACACUCUUCUGUCGCAUCAGAUUCCAGCGGAAAUAAGCGAGCGAAGCUGUCGAACGACAACAAGCCUCCUUGUUUGCGCUGCAAAAUAUUGAAAAAGAAGGUCCGUGCGAGGAUUCUUACUCUUUUUUGAGAUGAUUUGUUGACGAGAAUUAGUGUGAUUCUGAGGAUCUGUGCGCCCACUGUCCUCAGCAGAGUUUCGAUAACGAGAAUGAUUACUGGAAGGUUCUUGGUUGUGUUCGUGGUCAUCUGAGAGAUGUGGCUAGUGUGUUUUGUCCGGGUAAGAGUUCUGGAGUAUCUCCUCGCAUUCCUUUUUCUGCGAUCCUGGACAAAUCCAGAACUUGGUUUCGUUGCUUCUAGGCAGUUUUUGUAUAAUGUUGACAUGCCCACAUUGCCAAAGAUUACAUGCUAACAUAACUGAUCAGAUUUCGCAAGAAAAAACACGAGAGUCCUCAAAUGUCAAUCAGGAAAUCUUCUCGUGGUUGACUUCGUCCUGACAAAAUCUCGAGUCUCUAUUGGCAAAAAGAAGCGAAUACUGCAGCUUCUCCAAAAUCGACCCGAUUUCGCUCAACUCCAUGACCAAUCUUGGGGUGAUACAGCGAGCCGUAUACUUCUCAGCCAAUUUGCACAAACCCAACAGGAACCUGCAGUGAGCAUGAGCUCACGAAUAGUUCAGCCCUGUUUGAAGACUAUGAAGCUAUCUGGGCUUUGCUUCAAACCGUUUCAAUGGAUCCAGUUUAUGCUGGGGCAACGGAGUGUAAUGUUUUCACGUUAUUGCGUCUUGGAAACUCGUGUUCGAAAACUGCACCCGUACGCUUGUCUGUCCAAAUUCUCGUAUUCUACUAAUCAUUACGCAGGCUUCUUGGGAGAUAUUUCGUCAAAGUAAACUUUUAUUGCGCCAAGCUGUUGAGCUCUAUCUAUUAGAACGUCUUUGCGGCCACAUCGCUUCCGGAGACCUCACAGGCUCGCCGCCUUUCGAUCCAACGAAGCUCCCUCAAUCGAAUACUUUGAUUCUUGUCGAAAUCAAAGAAGACAUGGAAAAGUUCCUAGAAAGCUUCGAGCGAAUCUGUGUUGGCCGUGGGAAACUUUCGGGCGAAUCACAACUUGCUUGCUUUUAUGCCUUGAUGGUAUUUAGUAUAGCCAAGGGACUUCUCAUUGACGCAUACUCGGUAAGAAAUACAUGUGACGAUGUGAGUCCUUGGGAUGAAACUUGUGCGCUUCGAAUCAAUAGUGCAUUCAAGACACUUGUCAGUGUAUUCGGCUGGUCCUCGAAACAAGACAUCAUGCUUGAAUAUCAUUUGCAUCCCUUGGCGUCCAAAGCCAUUGCUGCGACUCAAAAGAUGGUAUGUGUUGAGAAAUGGGACGAACGAGGAUUCAAAACGUCAAGGGAUUUUCUGUCGAGUCUUGGGUCACUCCUCUUUGCCAAUGACUCUUACAAUGGGUUCUUCAGGCAGAAAUUCGGGCUGGAAAAGUUUCCUGUUUAUUUGUCCAAUAUACAAACACCAACUCGAGCUAACGAAAGUCUUCGCAAUCAUGUUUCCUCUUCAUCUAAAAAGGUCCCACCUUUCAAAAUACACGAAUUUCCUGCGGCAGCUCAUGCCGAGCGGGAUUUUUCUGGAAGUCCGGAUACCAUUUCCUCUGACCUUGAGUUGGCCACAGUGCUAGGAAAAAGGAGACGUGUGUCCCUUUCUCCGGAGUCGGAUGAAUCACAGUCCUUGUUUACACUUAUCGGAUAUGGUGAGCCAACUCGGCGUGCUAAUGGCGGACGCCGUGGAGAAUUGGACCAGUAA
Messenger RNA from Hymenoscyphus albidus, 2233 nucleotides. NCBI's taxonomy places the organism in Eukaryota, Fungi, Ascomycota, Leotiomycetes, Helotiales, Helotiaceae. The record is from the annotation of a GenBank genome assembly.